Messenger RNA from Juglans regia (Persian walnut), 724 nucleotides. Its product is annotated as NADH dehydrogenase [ubiquinone] 1 beta subcomplex subunit 9-like. The coding region runs from base 95 to 448 and encodes 117 amino acids. The transcript is spliced from 6 exons. The record is from RefSeq and is a predicted model, not a curated record. Lineage: Eukaryota; Viridiplantae; Streptophyta; Magnoliopsida; Fagales; Juglandaceae. Gene Ontology annotation, biological process: mitochondrial electron transport, NADH to ubiquinone.
AGCUUACGGCGUCGUUGUGGUAUCAUUGCCUUGCCCCCAUGACAAAGUGUUACUGCCGCAGCAAAAGUGUGCAGAGAGAGAGGUAUAGGAAGAGAUGAGCGUGGCAUCGACAGCAGCGUACGCGGCUCGGAGAGCAGCGCAGAAGGAGAGAGUCCGGAUUCUGUACAGGCGAGCCCUCAAGGACACUCUCAACUGGGCCGUCCAUCGCCACCUCUUCUACGAAGAUGCAUCGAACCUCCGCGAGCGUUUCGACGCCAACAAACACGUGGAAGACCUUAACACAAUUGAUAGAUUGAUAGCUGAUGGUGAAGCAAACUACAAUAAGUGGCGUCACCCUGAUCCUUAUAUUGUUCCUUGGGCUCCUGGUGGUUCAAAGUUCACUCGAAACCCAACUCCAUCAUCGGGGAUUGAGAUAGUAUACAACUAUGGUCGGGAAGAUAAUGACUAAAACCUGCUUUCUUUCUGUGGUAAUAAAUAAAGAUUGAGACGAUCAACGACUCUGAUGGUGAUUACCAAGGCUGUUGUCUUUGAGGUGUUUCUUAUGCCAUGCCAAAUGGUGGCUUUGAACUUUUUAAUGGUUUGAGAAGAUGUUCACUUGCUCAUUGAUGUGUAUUUGGUUUUUCUUUGAAAUGGAUCACUGAAAAAACCGAAGUGUCUGCUUUAACUGCUACAUAAUUGCAACUUUAGCUUAACUUUUUUCAAUGAAUAACUUUAUUCCCCAUCC